Molecule: messenger RNA, 1419 nt
Organism: Piliocolobus tephrosceles (Ugandan red Colobus)
Lineage: Eukaryota; Metazoa; Chordata; Mammalia; Primates; Cercopithecidae
Gene: PIERCE2
Product: piercer of microtubule wall 2
Exons: 2
Coding region: 921-1286 (121 amino acids)
Biological process (GO): axoneme assembly
Cellular component (GO): axonemal microtubule
Source: RefSeq, a predicted model, not a curated record
UCAGUCCAGACCGACCAGCACCUCAGAGCCUGAUCAGUGAAGGAAGGAGGGUGCCCCAGGCAGUCCGCUCUCCCACAGUUGGCGCGCAGCUCGGUAUAGCACACGGGGUUUGGAGGCUGCAAGACCACCGGACCGGAUGCCCCAGGGGCCAGCUCGGGCCUCCGGGACUGUGGACUCACGCACGGCCCGAGGAGGUCGCCCGUGCGGCUGCUGACGCCAGGCGUCAAGUCCCCGCCCGAGCAGCCCCAGCCUAGGAGGCGGACCACGCCACUGCUCCUCUACUGAGCCGAGGGUGUCGGCCAAGGACUCAGUUGGCACAAACCCCCUCCCGGGGUCUAAGCCCGCCUAGUACAGUACCUGAAGGGGCAACGCCACCUCCGCCCAAUUGUGCUGGCUGCCCCAGUGGCGGCGGUCACAGCUCGGGCGCCAAUGACGCCUCUUAUAAAAACAACCUGCUCGCAGGCGUCUGCAGCCCACAGGCGGUGACCGGCUGGGGGCCGCAGUGCAUGCCGUGACGCGUAGUCCCGCUUGCGCCUCCUGCCAGGCACCGGUGAAGAGAAGAACUACCACUCCCGAAGAGGAGCGCAGGGCGCCGCCGGGCGGCUGCAGGAAGCUGGGCCGGGCGGCCGCAGAUCCCCACAACAUCCGGGAGUCGGCGACCACUUCCAGUUGCUAUGGAUACGAGUUGCAACCUCCAGAAAGGAUUCGUGGUUUCUCCACACGAAGUUGUUUUCCAAAACAACUCCCCGGAUUAAACGGAUAGGUUUACAAAUACUGAUCCACCCAGCUAUUCAUCUUCUAUUUGCUACUUUAAUUGGGUGCGGUUAAAACGCCACGUCCCUAGGCGUUCACCGGCUUUCUUGCCAUCUACUGCAUGCAAACUGACUUUGCCGAAAAAAUUAACAAAGAAAAUAGCGAAAAUGACAGACCGCGACUGGGACAAGAAAUGUACUUCACCUUCAAAUUCAGACACAGAAAUGAAAUCUGAACAACUGCCUCCCUGUGUUAACCCUGGCAAUCCUGUGUUUUCAUGUAUGUUGGAUCCAAAGACACUCCAGACAGCCACCUCACUAUCAAAACCUCAGAUGAUUAUGUAUAAAACCAGUUCAAGUCAUUAUGGUGAAUUUCUACCUAUGCCACAGUUUUUUCCCUGCAAUUAUACUCCAAAGGAGCAAGUAUUUUCAAGCCAUAUCAGAGCAACUGGAUUUUAUCAAAAUAACACUCUAAAUACUGCACCUGACAGAACCAGAACUCUUGAUUUUCCUAAUAUUCAACACACUCUAUGAAAAUAUAUUCCUUUGUAUAUUGAAGAAAAUAUACUCGGGAAAAAUGAGUCUUAAAUCUAAGGGUAGAAUAUCUAAUUAACAUAAAAAGUUUUUAAUCAAUUUUUGAAAUAAAUUAAAGUAUUUCAACUGAUAA